Molecule: messenger RNA, 3229 nt
Organism: Cheilinus undulatus (humphead wrasse)
Lineage: Eukaryota; Metazoa; Chordata; Actinopteri; Labriformes; Labridae
Product: NACHT, LRR and PYD domains-containing protein 12-like
Exons: 9
Molecular function (GO): protein binding
Source: RefSeq, a predicted model, not a curated record
GAUCAACAACAACACUUCUUCAUGUGUGUGGGACGGUAGCUCGGUCUGACGGAGCUCUGGGGGACAGAGGAAGACCAGUAUCAGGAUGGAGGAGCAGAGCCCAGACUCUCCUGAACCCAGCUGUGUGUCCAUGAAGAGUGACCGGUCUGCUUAUCGCUCUAUUAACUUCAAACAAUCUGCAGAUGGAAGAGGUCAGCUGGAAACAUCAGAGUUCUUCAAUGAUCAGUCCAAGCAGCAUCAAACAGAGCUGGACUCCAUAUUUAUGCUGCUGGAGGAGAACAUUAUCACCUUUGUGAAGAAGGAACUGAAGAGAUUUCAGAAGGCUCUGAGUCAGGAGAACCCAGAACGUCACAGUGAGGAUGAGGAGGUGUUGGUUGGUGAAGAUGAAGAGCAGAGGAGCAGCAGAGAGGCUUUUGUGAAGAUCACAGAGAACUUCCUGAGGAGAAUGAAGCAGUACGAGCUGGCUGACUGUCUGAGGAACAGAACUCCUGCUUCAGUUUGCCAACAUAAACUCAAGUCUAACCUGAAGGAGAAGUUCCAGUGUGUGUUUGAGGGGAUCACUAAAGCAGGAAACCCAACCCUUCUGAAUCAGAUCUACACAGAGCUCUACAUCACCGAGGGAGGGACUGGAGAGGUCAACCAUGAACACGAGGUCAGACAGAUGGAAACAACAUCCAGGAAAGCACACAGAGCAGAAACAACCAUCAGACAAGAAGACAUCUUUAAAGCUCCACCUGGAAGAGAUGAACCAAUCAGAAGAGUGAUGACGAAGGGCGUGGCUGGCAUUGGGAAAACAGUCUUAACCCAGAAGUUCAGUCUGGACUGGGCUGAAGGCAAAGCCAACCAGGACAUCCAGUUCACAUUUCCAUUCACUUUCAGAGAGCUGAAUGUGCUGAAAGAGAAAAAGUUCAGCUUGGUGGAGCUCCUUCAUCACUUCUUUAAUGAAACCAAAGAAGCAGGACUCUGCAGGUUUGAAGACUUCCAGGUCCUGUUCAUCUUUGACGGUCUGGACGAGUGUCGACUUCCUCUGGACUUCAACAAAACUAAAAUCCUAACUGAUGUCACAAAGUCCACCUCAGUGGAUGUGCUGCUGACAAACCUCAUCAGGGGGAACCUGCUUCCAUCUGCUCGCCUCUGGAUAACCACACGACCUGCAGCAGCCAAUCAGAUCCCUCCUGGGUGUGUUGACAUGGUGACAGAGGUCAGAGGGUUCACUGACCCUCAGAAGGAGGAGUACUUCAGGAAGAGAUUCAGAGAUGAGGAGCAGGCCAGCAGGAUCAUCUCCCACAUCAAGACAUCCCAAAGCCUCCACAUCAUGUGCCACAUCCCGGUCUUCUGCUGGAUCACUGCUACAGUUCUGGAGGAUCUGCUGAAGACCAGAGAGGGAGGAGAGCUGCCCAAGACCCUGACUGAGAUGUUCAUCUACUUCCUGGUGGUUCAGUCCAAAGUGAAGAGCAUCAAGUAUGAUGGAGGAGCUGAGACAGAUCCACAUUGGAGUCCAGACAGCAGGAAGAUGAUGGAGUCUCUGGGAAAACUGGCUUUUGAGCAGCUGCAGAAAGGGAACCUGAUCUUCUAUGAACCAGACCUGACAGAGUGUGGCAUCGAUAUGAGAGCAGCCUCGGUGUACUCAGGAGUGUUCACACAGGUCUUCAGAGAGGAGAGAGGACUGUACCAGGACACAGUGUUCUGCUUCAUCCAUCUGAGUGUUCAGGAGUUUCUGGCUGCUCUUCAUGUCCAUCAGACCUUCAUCAACUCUGGAGUCAAUCUGAUGGAAGAAGAACAAACACCAUCCAGAUCUACAAUGACACAGCUCUACCAGAGUGCUGUGGACCAGGCCUUACUGAGCCCAAAUGGACACCUGGACUUGUUUCUCCGCUUCCUCCUGGGUCUGUCACUGACCACCAAUCAGAAUCUCCUAUGAGGUCUGCUGACACAAACAGGAAGUGGCUCAUGGACCAGACGGGAAACAGUCCAGUACAUCAAGACAAAGAUCAAUGAGGAUCUGUCUGCAGAGAAGAGCAUCAAUCUGUUCCACUGUCUGAAUGAACUGAAUGAUCGUUCUCUGGUGGAGCAGAUCCAAGAGUCCCUGAGAUCAGGACGUCUCUCCACAGAUGAACUGUCUCCUGCUCAGUGGUCAGCUCUGGUCUUCAUCUUACUGUCAUCAGAAAAAGAUCUGGACGUGUUUGACCUGAAGAAAUACUCUGCUUCAGAGGAGGCUCUUCUGAGGCUGCUGCCAGUGGUCAAAGCCUCCAACAAAGCUCUACUGAGUGGCUGUAACCUCUCAGAGAGAAGCUGUGGAGCUCUGUCCUCAGUCCUCAGCUCCUCCAGUCUCAGAGAUCUGGACCUGAGUACCAACGACCUGCAGGAUUCAGGAGUGAUGCUGCUGUCUUCUGGACUGGAGAGUCCACACUGCAGACUGGACUCUCUCAGUCUGUCUGGCUGUUUGGUCACAGAGGAAGGCUGUUCUUCUCUGGCCUCAGCUCUGAGCUCCUCCUGUCUGACAAAGCUAGACCUGAGCUACAAUCAUCCAGGAGAAGGAGGAGAGAAACUACUGUCUGCUCUACAGAAGGAUCCACACUGCAGACUGGAGACACUGAGGCUGGACCAUGGUGGACAGCACAGACUGAAACCAGGUCUAAAGAAGUAUGCCUGUAAGCUGGAAGUGGACACAAACACAGUGAACAGAAGACUCAAACUGUCUGACAACAACAGGACGGUGACAUGGGUGAAAGAGGAUCAGCCAUAUCCUGAUCAUCCAGACAGAUUUAACUGUCUUCAGCUGCUGUGUCAGACUGGUCUGACUGGUCGCUGUUACUGGGAGGUCGAUUGGAGAGGAGUGGUUCAUGUAUCAGUGAGUUACAGAGGAAUCAGACGGACAGGAAACAUGGAGGAAUGUGGGUUUGGACGUAAUCAUCAGUCCUGGAGUCUGAUCUGCUCUGAUGGUCGUUUCUCUGUCCUUCACAAUAACAUAGGAAGUAGCAUCUCCCUCUCUUCAUCCUCUCAUAGAGUAGGGGUGUAUCUGGACCAUCCUGCUGGCUCUCUGUCCUUCUACAGAGUCUUUUCUGACAGACUGAUCCACCUCCACACCUUCAACACCACAUUCACUGAACCACUCUAUCCUGGGUUUGGGUUAUGGUCAGGUUCAGGUUACUCAGUGUCUCUGUGUUCUCUGUAGCUCAAACUCUGCUGUCUGAAUCCAAAGCUUAGUCAGACUACACACUGGAUGAUU